Sciurus carolinensis (gray squirrel) is the source of this 558-nucleotide messenger RNA. RefSeq names its product serine/arginine repetitive matrix protein 1-like. The transcript has 4 exons. The record is from RefSeq and is a predicted model, not a curated record. Lineage: Eukaryota; Metazoa; Chordata; Mammalia; Rodentia; Sciuridae. Bases 1 to 537 code for a protein of 178 amino acids.
AUGGUGCCGCCGCCGCCGCCGCCGCCGCCGCCGAUCUCCGGCUCCGCUCCGGCCGCGGCUCCGGCUCGGGCCGCGCUGCUAUGGGGCGAGGCGCACCCAACUGGCCGCUCCCUCAGCUGCCCCGGGAGCCGGAACCGGGACCGACACCCACCGUGCAGGCGGAAGGAGCUGAGCCACCCCUUACCCUGGCGAGUCUCCGUCCCUGCUCCCCCAGGGGCUACCCCGAGCCUCCGCCUUCGGGGCGCUCAGUCCUUGGAAGUCAAGGCGGGCCCCAGCCAGAGCUGGUUAGAAGUGGCCCACAGCCCCCACCCCAUCAUCUCCCCAGACCAGCGCCCUGGCCACCAGCGCCGUUGGAACGCGAGCGGGAGCCUGAGACGCCCAGACCAGCGGCGCCCUCGCAGGGCCCGCCGGAGCCCAAGCGGCUUCCGGCCCGAGGGAAACAGUGAUCUCGAGGAGAAAACCUGGCGCUCGCAUCCUCGCGCCUCCGAGAGUGGUCCCUGCCUUUCCUGCCUGUACGUUCUCUACAGCCUCCUGUGAGUUGUUGUACCCUCCGCAAAA